This is a messenger RNA of Penicillium manginii, 1005 nucleotides long. Its product is annotated as Clr5 domain-containing protein. NCBI's taxonomy places the organism in Eukaryota, Fungi, Ascomycota, Eurotiomycetes, Eurotiales, Aspergillaceae. The record is from RefSeq and is a predicted model, not a curated record. Bases 1 to 1005 code for a protein of 334 amino acids. The transcript has 2 exons.
AUGAAGACUUCGAUAUCAUCAGAUGUGUGGGAGAAGAAGAAGGCUCUCAUUGCCAAACUGUAUAUGGAGGAAGAAUGGCCACUCAAACAGGUCAUUAAACAGAUUCGUUCGGAUGAUUUCAACCCAAGUGAAACACAAUUGCGCAGUCGCCUCAAGAAAUGGCGUGUCACAAAACCCUCUCGCCAAACUCGCAAGAAGCCUCAAGGUGUAGAUGAUGAUUUUGACAAGGAUGGAAGAUCUUCUACUGCCUCUCCUCGCAAUCAGAAACGAUCACCGAUUCCUAGAGAUGCGGGCAAGCACCCGGAGUGGGCGCAUCCCCUCUAUGCGCCUCAACCUCAUGUCGUUUCUCAACAACUGACUCCCAGUCCAUCGGGAGAUGGUUUAAUUCGCGAUCCCUCGGCCGUAUUUGCCGACCCCGCUCCAUCUACCUCUUCUUUCGAACACCCCGGUCAAACGUCCACCGCGGCCCCAGGCUUGAUGGUGAAUACUUCCUCUGUCGUGACUCCGACCUAUUCCACUCUCCCACUUUCACCUGAGUCAUGUAUCCCCAGUCCGGGGGCAACAAAUGCUCAAAUGGCCCAGUGGCCUCCUCGCUCAGUCUCUCUCGACUUGGGUCUUAACCAAACGAUGCAUCCCCCAGCCCCUUGGUACUCAGUCCCUUUUGAACCAGUCACUCCGCCAUCCACUGUCCCUCACUCUGCACCUCUUCCGACUUCGGCCUCAUACAUGAUUCCUCCCCAGGGGAUGUUCCCUCCAGAGUUCGCUCACUACCCUGGUGAAGACUAUCAAAUUUACGACUCAAAGCCAUGGAAGCGUACCAUGUCUCUUCAAUACGAUUACGGUCAACAUCAACAUCACCACGGCCAUGGCCAUGGCCAUGGCCGCCUCGAUCACUCCGACAGAAAGUAUCAUCACCAGGCCUACCACCAUCCCCAUGGCGACAUGGUUUCUCUCCCACCUAGUCAACCAGUGAUGUGCGCGCCCAUGAUGCCGUACUCCAACUGA